AUGGCCCCCGCGUCGCCGGGCUCCGCACCAUCACCUCCCGCGCCGCCGGCCCCCGCGCUGCCAGACUCCGCGCCGCCGGCCUCCCCGGAAUAUAUGCCCUCAAUGGAGUGGCUAAUGGCCGGACCGGCGCCGCCCAUGCUUGGGGAAGAGGACGAUUUCGUCCUCGCCCUCGCACCGCCUCCACCGUCGCUAUUCUGCCCAAUUCAUGGGCAUGGUCCAUGCCCGACACGGGAUGGCACGGCGCCGCCGCCUCCGUCUCCGACCCCGCCUGCAACUCCACCACGCAUCGACUUCAACUCAAACCAAACCGGCGGUGGCACCUCCGAGGCGGACCGGAACGACGACAGUGGACUUGAAGUUAUCAACCCGAAGGCGCGCCCACGGCUCCUCCGCUGUUUUGCGGCCGCCAUGGCGGCUCACCGCGCCGGACCGGGCGGCGGCGGGUGGAACCCCGCCACCCUCGGCACCGCGGCGAGGACGACCCAGAGGAAUUUCCGAGUCAGCGCGCCGCCGAGCGCGCCAGCCGGAAAGAGGCGGAGCAGCGUCGCCUGCUCGGCUACACCUCCUCCUCCGAAGAAGUCCAGGCAGGACUUCGAGGCGGCGAAGCAGGAGCCGCGAGUCACUGUCCUCGACGACAACCCCGCUUACAGCGGCUUCACCUUCGACUCCAACAGCAGCAACGACGCCUCCUGGAUCGAUGCCUAG
Messenger RNA from Brachypodium distachyon (stiff brome), 705 nucleotides. RefSeq names its product formin-like protein 5. The transcript has 2 exons. The record is from RefSeq and is a predicted model, not a curated record. The coding region runs from base 1 to 705 and encodes 234 amino acids. NCBI's taxonomy places the organism in Eukaryota, Viridiplantae, Streptophyta, Magnoliopsida, Poales, Poaceae.